AUGCUGCCAAGCGUGCCUCUAUGCGGCUCUGCUUUCACAAGCCCUGCUUUCACGAGCCCGUCACAAUUCAACGACUCGGGGGCGGCGACAGCCUGCAAGCUUCCCCACAACCUCGGCUCGUUCCCCGCGUCCAAACGCUCUCCAACUAAUCACAUCAUAAUGCACCGUCGGUCCACAGUGACCCUCACCGUGGGCUGA
Messenger RNA from Plenodomus lingam JN3, 198 nucleotides. NCBI's taxonomy places the organism in Eukaryota, Fungi, Ascomycota, Dothideomycetes, Pleosporales, Leptosphaeriaceae. The record is from RefSeq and is a predicted model, not a curated record.